AUGGAAACUCAAGUCAAGAGGUGGCAGCAAAAGGUCUCUACCAAGCAAACAAACUCGGCUUGGGUGACCAAAGCAUGGUUGAUGGCAGACCGCCAUUGGACGAAGUCUAUGUGCGACCGCGCGUUCGAGUGGGCGAAACGACAGGGGCUGUGGCAAGUCAACCCCAUACACGGGGAAGAGGAGGCGUCUUUGGUGAUCGAGCGUCUCUUCAGCACCGAAGAGCAAGAGGGUGAAGCCUUCAGUCAGAGUGGGUCCUUUGCAACCGAGGACACAAAUGGGAGCUUCUUGACCAAAGAAGUGAAUGUGGAUGAGGCCUCCAAGGUGACGUCGUCUUCGGAAGUGUUUGGAGACGGGGGAUCAUCCUUCAAGAUGGCGGACAAGAUAGGAUUGCAGGUCACCGACUUGUCGGCUAAGUUUGAUGCUUUGUCUGAUCUUCAAGGCCAAGCUCUCACUGGGUCCCUUGAAGAGAAACAAGAAGACAUCAAGGCUAUUUUCGCUGAAAUCACGAAGAAGGACGUGGCUCUGAACAACACUCUCGUCAGGGCCAGGUAUCAUGACCCUGCUCCCAGUUGGCUUUUGGCCGUGCCCUUCAUUUUGAAGUGCUGCGCCUUGCUGUCCACAGAACAUGGACGCGAACAGCUCAGGCUUGGUGGAAGUUUGGUGCAUCUUCUGAACUUCACCAGUGGAAUGGUGAAGUGGUUCCACCGUGGAAGCAAGGUGUUGCUCCUGCACUUGCACAAGGAGACUUGCAAGCUGUCAGAGUUUAGCUUGAAGACGUUCAAGAUCCAGUCGCAUCCUGGCGGCAUUCAGACAUGUGCUGUGGACAUUGAAUUGGACUCAUCGGCCCACAUCGCGCCACGCAGCUUAAUUGAGGUUGAAGAUGACGAACAUCUUUGGGCAUGUAUGAAGUACACAGCUUGUGCAUGCAGCGCUUGGUUCCGUGGCCUCUAUGCGAAUGGGCUGUUUUUGAGUGCUCACGUUGCCAAGAAGUUGAUCCCAUAUGGCUGGGCUCUGACAGAAGGCUACGGCUUCUUAGCGUCCAUGUGCGCGGAGCGCGGGUACUGCCUCUACCGGGUGAAGCCCAAGCUUCACAUGCAAGAACACUUUCCGAAUCUAAUUUUGAGUUUGGAGUUGUGA
Messenger RNA from Durusdinium trenchii, 1137 nucleotides. The record is from the annotation of a GenBank genome assembly. Lineage: Eukaryota; Dinophyceae; Suessiales; Symbiodiniaceae.